AAGAAAUGUAUCCGAAUUUGCCAGGCGGUUUCCCCCAUUUUACUCUGUAGUACUGCCUUGUUUUUGGCCGUUUUGACAGCGGCAGCGCGCAGCAGCACAGAGAGAUGGUGUAAUCUCUCAGUAAUUUCAGUUGUUGUGUAUGUGGGGGAACUCCUUCAUAUACUGUAGCUAUGUCUAUGCCAGUGUUACAAUACAUGCAUGUGCUAUCAUUGAUAAAUUCCAUGUUCGUUUGUUGUUGUUUUUUUCAUACUGUCCUUCCGUGACUUCAUCAUAAGUAAUAAGAAAGCAAUUUAGGAGCUAAUUCAACCAGAAAAAUAUGUUUUUAUUUUCUUUGAGAAAAUUUUAACUGAUUUUACUUUUGGUCAUCAGUGUUUACAAGCAUGUUCACAAGGACGUUGGCUCACAUUUUAUCUUGCCAUGUCAUGGCACUAAGAUAUACUACUCCCUCUGCUUUGGUUGAAUAUCUGCAGUGAGACUGAUUCAGCAAUAAUGCAAACAAGAAACAAUCACUUGUAGGUCUACACAAGGCAGCAACUUGAUAGAGUCGGGUAGGAAAAGGAAACGGAACCAGGCCAACUGAUUAGGAGUUUGCAAAUUACGAUAAUGGUUCAGUUUAAAACGUUCCCCUCAAAUAUGACUUGAAAUACUGACAUAUGUACUCACAUUGUGGGGACAGAAAUCUGUUCAUUAUGUGGUUUUUGGUUUAAGGUGAGAGUUGGGCUUGGGGUUAGGGUUGUAGUGGUUAUGGUUUAUGUUAGGGUAAGUCUCCAGGGAAUGAAGCAAGUUAAUGCAAUGUCCUCCUAAAUGACUAUGUGUGUGUGUGUGUGUGUGUGUGUGUGUGUGAGAGAGAGAGAGAGAGAGAAAAGAGAGUGUUCUACACUUCUACAGAAUCUUGGUUUAAAGUGCACAAAGGCAUUAGUAAGAAGUACUGCUUCUUAUUUAUGAGUAAAGCAUUGCUUGUGAGGGAAGGAACAGAGUUCUUUUGUAGAACUGAAGCAUGACGUGAAGGAUGAGAAAGAUGCAUUGGACGAGUAGCUUUGUUCCAGGAUGUGCUGUGGAAUGCACUUCCUUGACAACAAAACUGCGGGAGACACGUGAAAUGUUGUGAUCAGGAAGCAUCCUUCUGCUCUCUCUUUUCUACAUACAAUUUUUGUCAUACAUUUUCAAUGCUAUGAAUCACUAAUUCAUUUAAUUUGCAAUACAAGGACAAUGUUAGCCAUUGCAAGGCCUGAAAAGUAACUGAUGCAAUUGGGUUGCACACACUUUAUUGCGAAAAAUUGUAAUUGUGGUACUGUUAAAAAAACAUAGUAAUCAGAAUAUUACUGGGUGUGUGUACUCAAAAUGAUUACAAGUCACUGACAAGUCAUAGCUGUGUUGUUUGGCAGACGGCAUAACUAACACGAGGCAGAUGAUGGUGGUCAUAUCCACAGUGGAGGAAUGGCUCUCUUUGAAGUCUCUGCCGCAGGAUAGCUCUGGGGAGAAACAUCUCAAGUUAACCUUUCGUUCUCUGGGAUCAAAUCAAGUCUGUGACUUGACAGUGGAUGGUCGCCUGAUCAGCUUGCACUAUGCAGAUUUGAAACAAGACAUGAUAGAAGAGGGCAUCAGCCAGGCAAUAGAUGGCUGCUUUAAGUCUUGCACAGAUGGAAUCAUUACAUUUCUGCUGCUGAUCCAAGGUGGACAUUAUACAAAGAGGGAAAGAAGAAUGAUAGAGAUACUGCAGGCACACUUUGGAGAUGAAGCUUUAAAAUACCUGGUAGUGCUCUCUCUGGAAGAUGGAAAGGUUGCUGACACACUGGACGACGCCCUCCUGGAGUUGAUAAACAUGUGCGAUGGAAGAUACUUUCGAAUCACAUCAUCUGCAGCAAGUGACGAAUUGUGCACUCUACUCGAGAUGGUCGACCGCAUGCUGAAUGAAAACGAUGCGACUGGCUACACAGAAACCAUGCUGACUGAAGCUAAGAAAAGGAGCACAGAAGAUUCAUCCAUGAAGAUGCUGAAACAAAAGGUACAAGAGGCCGAGGAGAAGGAGCAGGCCUUCAAGCAACUGGUUCAACAACAAGAGGGGAGAAGAGCCAAAGAAAUGGAGAAGCUGAAGGCAAAACAUGCUGAGGAAAGAAAGGAGGAGGCAGCUGAAAAAAAGCAAUAUGAGACAAAAAGAGAGAGCCUGGAGGAGGCUGUGAUAAGCCACAGAGCCAUGUUGCAGCUCCAGAUGAGUGCUACUGUUGAUGAUGAUAUGAAAAAGAUGUCCGUCAUCCUGUUGGGUCUCUCUGGCAGCGGGAAGUCUUCUGCUCUAGAUCUAAUUCUACAGAGAGCAGGUAAUCAAUACUCAGUUAAUCAGUCUAGUCGUGAACCCCCUCAGCCCACCUUGUCUUGUGAGAGAAAGGAGGUGUUUGCAGCAGGGAGGCAACUCAUCCUGGUGGACACCCCCGAGCUGUGGGACGAGGACGGGGCGGAAAAUCUGGAGCUGGUCAAGGACUGCUUGGCUUUGUCCUUACCUGGACCCCACGUCUUCCUGCUGGUGCUCCAAGUGGGGCGCUUCACCCAGGGAGAGUACGAGAUGCUUGGGCACCUGCAGAAGAUCUUUGGACGAGACUUUGCAGAGCACGCCAUCGUCCUCUUCGUUCGCUUUGAUGGCAACCAGCACAGGCCUCAGAGGAUCAACGACUACGUGGCCGGAGCCCAUGCAACCCUCCAGGGUCUCAUCCAGAAGUGUGGGAGCCGUUAUUAUGAGCUCAAUGUUACAAAGUCCCAGAAUGCUCUGAGUUAUACUGAGGUGAAAGACUUGCUCUCAGGAAUCAACAAACUGGUAUCUUCACACGGAGGCCGCUCCUACUCAAUGAAGAGAUUUUCUGUGCAGGAGCUACAGGAGAGGAAGACAGGUAUUGAGGAGAGAAAGGAGGGGCUCUGGAAGUGAACUACUUAUUAAGAGAUGCUUGAUUUCUAUACUCACAGGGAGGGGGGUGAACACAAUAAAUGCAACACCUGUACAAUGUGAUAAAAUCAGCAACAACAGGCCUGCAACUAAUAUCAUUAGUUACUUUUUGAUAAGAUGUUGUCAGAGAAGAGUUUAUUCAGCUAUGUGGAAUCAGUCCUGCAGGGAUUUUGCACUGGACUGAAUUACAUUGCCAAUGUAUCGCCUUCAUGUAUUUUUUAUGUUUUGCUUACAGAAAAGUGCCACUGGAGGCGCUCUAUACGAGUGAAUUUCACAAAAUCUCAUACCAUUGCAAUUUAAGGGAAUGUUUCUAUAUAUUUCUUAUUAUGUAAACAGUUUAUUUAUACUACACAUACAUUCAUCAUAUGCAUCUGACAAAUACUGCACAUUCUAUUUUUUUUAUUUGUUGUUUAGCAAAUCAACAAUUAUUAUUAAUUUUACUAUUCAGUUUUGCAUUGUGAAUAAAAAAAAAUGGUGGUGGUGUGGGGAUUUUCCAAACUAAACAGAAGAGCAGAACACGCCAGGAAUUAUUAAUGUCUAUGUUUAUCUGCAUGGAGCAGAGAGGGGAGGAAUAGAAGAAGUACAGCUGCUGAUUUUAUUUACUUCUGGACUUCGUCAUUGGUUCAAGGACCUAUCUGACAAGUUCGUGAUAUCUGCUUGUUGAUAUCUUGAUUGAGUUACAUCCUUUAAACCAUCCUUCAGAUGUAGGCUUCUCAGUUGCCAAAAACUGAUACAACUGCAUAUAAACAACAAGACUGAUGCAAAACGCUGUUUAGAUUUCAGCAAAGCAGUUAUUGUGUAACUCUUAAAUGGUUUCUGUUCCAUCUAUGACUUAGUAUGCUAUAAUGUAAUUUAACAUGUUAAUGAUGUUUUUUGUUUUUUGCAGUUAGUCUGCUCCAUAACUGUUCAUCUUUGUGCUCAAACAGUCUGAAUCUCGUUUUACACCACUCUGUAAAAUGAUAAAUAAAUCAACCUUGUGUAUACUGUUUAGGGAACCUUUUGUGUUGAUAUUUUAUCUCCUCACAUCUCUCUCUGUUAUUGUGCUUCACACUUAUGUACAAGAUACUAAACAACUCAAGACAGACAUGACAUUUGAAUGUGAUAAACUGUAUUUUAUUGAUUUUAUUUAUAAAGUGAUUUGAUCACUGUCUGUCUCUAGAGUCAUACAUUGGUUACAAAUGAGAAUACUUCUGUCUAACAAAUAAACACAUUAGCUUAAUGUCCAGGUAGAAUAAUCCGUGGAAGCAGGACUGUGGUGGAUGGCUGCUGCCAAAAACUGUAAUGUUCCACCAAUAGGCUAACUAUAAUGCUUGCUCUUCUUUAUUUAACUGCUCUG
Messenger RNA from Siniperca chuatsi (mandarin fish), 4268 nucleotides. Its product is annotated as GTPase IMAP family member 8-like. Gene Ontology annotation, molecular function: GTP binding. The record is from RefSeq and is a predicted model, not a curated record. The transcript is spliced from 2 exons. The coding region runs from base 1409 to 2914 and encodes 501 amino acids. NCBI's taxonomy places the organism in Eukaryota, Metazoa, Chordata, Actinopteri, Centrarchiformes, Sinipercidae.